AUGCUGAAUGGGACACUGGGUGUGAUAAGGAAUAGCAGUUAUGUAAUACCAGGAUUGUACGAUCUAUCUGUCGAGGAUACCAAUUGGGUACUCACCUCAUCCUUUAUCAUCUUUACUAUGCAAACGGGUUUCGGCAUGCUGGAAUCCGGCUGCGUUUCCAUCAAGAACGAAGUUAACAUCAUGAUGAAGAAUGUUAUUGACAUUGUGCUUGGCGGAUUCACCUAUUGGCUCUUUGGCUACGGUAUGAGCUUUGGACGCGGUCCACUCUCCAAUCCAUUCAUGGCCAUUGGCGACUUUCUGCUCGAUCCACCCGUUGGCGAUGAACUAAUGGGACAAAUAUUUGCCGCAUUCCUCUUUCAAUUAUCAUUUGCUACCACAUCCACAACCAUUGUGAGCGGUGCCAUGGCUGAACGCUGCAACUUUAAAGCUUACUGCUUGUUUUCCCUGCUUAAUACUGUGGUCUAUUGUAUACCCGCCGGUUGGGUGUGGGGAGAGCAUGGCUUCCUCAAUAAUCUGGGUGCAGUGGACAUAGCUGGGAGUGGACCGGUGCAUUUGAUAGGAGGAGCUGCAUCCUUUGCCUCAGCUGCGAUGCUUGGACCACGCUUGGGCCGUUAUGCUGAGGGCUACGAUCCGUUGCCUUUGGGUAAUCCGGUCAAUGCCUGCAUGGGUCUCUUUGUGCUCUGGUGGGGAUGGUUGGCCUUCAACUCGGGAAGCACUUACGGCGUCAGCGGUGCCAAGUGGCAGUAUGCUGCCCGUGCAGCUGUAAUGACCAUGAUGGGCUCCUUUGGCGGUGGAUUCGUUAGCUCCAUAUACUCCUUUUGGCGACAUGAUGGUCGAAUGGAUAUCAUGGAUCUAAUCAAUGGCAUCCUGGGUUCGCUGGUGUCCAUUACCGCCGGCUGCUUCUUGUAUCGCGCUUGGGAGGCGUUGAUUAUUGGCGCCUUGGGUGCUUUGCUGUGCGUGAUUGCGAUGCCGUUGUUUGACCGCAUGGGCGUGGAUGAUCCAGUGGGUGCCAGCUCUGUGCAUGGUGUAUGUGGAAUUUGGGGUGUCAUUGCCGUUGGUUUGUUUGCCGAUAAUCCUGUGCCCAUGGACACGACCAAAGGACGCAGUGGACUCUUCAAAGGCGGCGGCUGGUAUCUGUUGGGGAUUCAAACAUUGUCCGCUUUUUGUUUGGCCUGUUGGGGCAUUUGCUCUACAUUCUUGCUGCUUUAUGUCAUCAAUAAAGUGAUACCUAUACGCAUGGAUCCGCACGAAGAACUGCUGGGUGCCGAUCUCACCGAACAUCGCAUACGUCACAGUCAAAUUGGACUAUCCCGUGCCAUUUCCGCCCUGGCACCCAUCAAGGUCGAUCUAUCUGAAAUUAUUGGGGUUCAGCCCAUUGGUAUUAAUCCCGGCCAUGAGCAUAGCAUCCAACAGCUGCGCGCCGCCGAGGAUAAGCUGCAGCAAUGGCAAACCUAUCUGGAUCAAGUGAGCGGGAACAACAAAAAAUUGCGACCACCAAUGAGAACGCUUGAGGAACGACAAAUGGAUUCGGACAUUAAAUUCAAUCUCAAGUCCGCCAACGUCAGUGAGAAGCAGGAGCUGGACAAUGUCUUUGGGCGCAAGGUAAAAUCAAUGCAAGCUAGACGAGAUAUCUGGACCCAUGAUCAGGGCUCUUACAAGGCCAACAACAGCGAGCUGCCAGUUAUCAAGCACGUUACCAAGUUGGACAAGGAUGCCAACUUUGCUUGGGUCGAUUGAAAUAAAAGUCAA
This is a messenger RNA of Drosophila innubila, 1749 nucleotides long. It is a transcript of the gene Amt, whose product is annotated as putative ammonium transporter 2. Gene Ontology annotation, biological process: ammonium homeostasis; ammonium transmembrane transport. The record is from RefSeq and is a predicted model, not a curated record. Gene Ontology annotation, cellular component: membrane. Bases 1 to 1737 code for a protein of 578 amino acids. Gene Ontology annotation, molecular function: ammonium channel activity. NCBI's taxonomy places the organism in Eukaryota, Metazoa, Arthropoda, Insecta, Diptera, Drosophilidae. The transcript has 4 exons.